Messenger RNA from Lotus japonicus, 894 nucleotides. Its product is annotated as DNA-directed RNA polymerases II, IV and V subunit 8B-like. Bases 213 to 647 code for a protein of 144 amino acids. Gene Ontology annotation, molecular function: DNA-directed RNA polymerase activity. The record is from RefSeq and is a predicted model, not a curated record. Gene Ontology annotation, cellular component: RNA polymerase III complex; RNA polymerase II, core complex; RNA polymerase I complex. The transcript is spliced from 5 exons. Lineage: Eukaryota; Viridiplantae; Streptophyta; Magnoliopsida; Fabales; Fabaceae. Gene Ontology annotation, biological process: DNA-templated transcription.
UUCUUCACUCCCACAGUCCCACCUAUGCCCCCACUUCUCCACUGUUCUUCCUUUUUCUGUACCUUGCUAACUCUCUUUCUCUCUUUGUCUCCAAAAGGAUCUUCAUACACUAUCAAAGGGAAGGCCUUGGAGGAAGAAGAUCUCACAACACCCUCGCGCAGCUUGCGAUUCAUUUUCAUACAAGCUUUAGUGAGGAGACCGCUACGUCUACGAUGGUUGAGAUUCUCUUUGACGAUAUCUUUAGAGUGGAAAAAUUAAACCCAGAUGACAAGAAAUUAUUUGAGAAAGUUACCCGCAUUGAAGCAAGAAGUGAAAGAUUUGACAUGUUUAUGCACCUAGACAUCAAUUCUGAGUUAUAUCCGUUAAAGGUGGGUCAGAAAUUCGCUCUUUUACUGGUUCCAACACUGAAUCCAGAUGGUACCCCAGACACUGGCUACUAUAUUCCGGGCAAUCGGCAAUCACUGGCUGAUAAUUUUGAAUAUGUUAUGUAUGGCAAGCUCUACAAGAUAUCAGAAGGUUCAGGACGUGAAAAAGCGGAGUUAAAUAUUUCAUUUGGUGGGCUUCUGAUGAUGAUGAAGGGAGAUCACUCUCAUUGCAACAAGUUUGAGCUUGAUCAAAGGUUGUAUCUUCUGAUGAGGAAAGUCUGAAAAUCAUGUUAAUGACAAGGAUGAGGAGUCUGUUUAUAACUUCAAUGUUUGGCAGAUUUAUUUGUGGUUAUGGCAGUUCUAUAAAAAACUGGUCCGCUCAUGAACCAUGCUUUUACAACUAAUACAGUUUAUUUACAAUAUGCUUUUUAUGUGCUAAAAUUUGUUUGUAGGGAAACUCUUUUAACUUGUGAACCAUGUUUUUUUUACAAUUGGAUGUUUAGUAAGCAAAUAUUUGGUGAUUUGGUCA